Linum tenue is the source of this 589-nucleotide messenger RNA. The record is from the annotation of a GenBank genome assembly. NCBI's taxonomy places the organism in Eukaryota, Viridiplantae, Streptophyta, Magnoliopsida, Malpighiales, Linaceae.
AAAUCGACUCCAAACCGAGGGGAAAGCUUUUGAUUCUGGUUAGAGACACGAUGGUGACAAGAGGAUCUUGCCCUCUGGAAGGGAGAGGCGGCGGUCGCUGGCGCCGGCGGCGUGGAUUACACCAAAGCCGACGGCGAAUGCUUUAGGAUUAUCAUGGCUAAAGAGGAAUAGGGGGAAAGGGAAAGGGAAGUGCAGGGGUGAAGAUGAAGAAGAAAGUUCAGCCCCUGCUUUUGUUGAGAAGGAGCAGAUCGAGGUAGGGGAAAGGAAGAAGAAGAAGAGCUCCCCCUUUAUUCAGAAAAGUGGCGUGUUUUUUUAUAGGAGAGUCAACUUGUUACCCAAGUCUGGAACAGUGUCGGGUUUGGGUCGGACCGGUCUGAGUUGGGUCGGACCGAUAUGGGUUUGGUCAGACCUGUUCUCUGACCGGUUUGACUUUGUUGACUGGGGCUGGACUGAGUUGACUUUGGCUUUGAUCCCUUGUAAUAAAAUUUGUAAUUUGUAAUCUUUGUUUAAUGAAAGGGUCUAUGUAAUUGUAAUUGAUUACUAAUCAUAGUUAUAAUUAUUAUUUAGUAAUCAAAACUUAUGUUAAGGG